Molecule: messenger RNA, 1287 nt
Organism: Podarcis raffonei (Aeolian wall lizard)
Lineage: Eukaryota; Metazoa; Chordata; Lepidosauria; Squamata; Lacertidae
Gene: CYTH4
Product: cytohesin 4
Exons: 13
Coding region: 65-1249 (394 amino acids)
Biological process (GO): regulation of ARF protein signal transduction
Molecular function (GO): guanyl-nucleotide exchange factor activity
Source: RefSeq, a predicted model, not a curated record
GGGAAGAGAAACCCACACAGCUGUACCAGAGUUGGGAGGAUUGUCUUCUCAGCCCGGCUUCAGAAUGGAUGCACAUCCCACCAGCACAUCGGAUUUAAAUGAAACUGAGGAAGCUGAGCUACAGACCAUCAAAAAGCACAAGGAAGAGCUGCUGGCAGACAUCCAGAGGCUAAAAGAUGAGAUUGCAGAGGUGUUUGAAGAGAUAGAUCGUUUCCAGCAAACACAAACAAGCAAGCUGGUCCAGAGGGAUAAAGAAAUGUGCGUUGGACGGAAGAAAUUUAACAUGGACCCUACUAAGGGCAUCCAGUAUCUGAUUGAACACAAAAUUCUGUCAUCAAAUGUGGAAGAAAUUGCCAAAUUCCUUUACAAAGGAGAAGGCCUCAACAAGACAGCCAUUGGAGAUUACUUGGGAGAAAGGGAUCCACUGAACCUCCAGAUUCUGCAGGCCUUUGUAGAAUGCCACCAGUUUGCCAAUCUCAACCUUGUACAAGCAUUAAGACAGUUCCUGUGGAGCUUUCGGUUGCCUGGGGAGGCACAGAAGAUUGACCGUAUGAUGGAGGCCUUUGCCAACCGGUAUUGUCAGUGCAACCCAGGAGUUUUCCAGUCAACAGACACCUGCUAUAUCCUCUCUUUCUCCGUCAUAAUGCUGAACACCAGCCUGCACAACCCCAACGUCAAAGACAAACCUCCCUUUGAGAGGUUUGUGUCCAUGAACAGAGGCAUCAAUGAUGGAGGGGACCUUCAGGAACCACUUCUGCGGAGUUUGUUUGACAGCAUCAAGAACGAACCAUUCUCUAUCCCAGAGGACGAUGGGAACGACCUCACCCAUACUUUCUUCAACCCCAGCCAGGAAGGCUGGCUCCUUAAACUAGGAGGCAGAGUGAAGACUUGGAAGCGCCGUUGGUUCAUUCUGACGGAUAACUGCCUGUACUAUUUUGAAUACACCACGGACAAGGAGCCGCUGGGGAUUAUUCCACUGGAAAAUCUAUCUGUUCGAAAAGUAGAUGACCCAAAGAAACGAAAUUGCUUUGAGCUCUUUAAUACAAACAGCAAGGGGCAGAAAAUCAAAGCCUGCAAGAUGGACGGAGACGGGAAGGUGGUUGAAGGCAAACACCAGUCUUACAAGAUCUCUGCACCCUCGGCGGAGGAGCGUGACCUAUGGAUUGACGCAAUACGAACCAGCAUCACACAAGACCCCUUCUAUGAUCUGGUCUCUGCUCGUAAGAAAAAGAUCGCCAGCAAGAAAUGAGCUCCCCAGCCGCCAUCUUGCUAAUGUUUCAACCUCAA